AUGAGUCCUGCCAUUAUGACAACAACAACGACAGCACCACAAAUGACUACUCAACUAUCAGCUACCAGUUCAUUCGACUUCAAUUCACCAGCCAUCAUUCUGAUUUUUAUUCUCAUUAUAACUCUACUCGCUACACUAAUUGUAUUCUCGAUAACAGUAAUUGUCAUUUAUUUUCUUGGUCUUUGCCGAAAUAGCGAUCGAUCAGCACAUUACACGUCAAAGUCAGCUCAAACCAGACGGUUACCGCAACAAGAAGAAAAAGACACAAUUUAUCUCACGCCGUUAAUUCGCCAGGCACCAGACCGAGUAUCUGGAUUCGAUCGUCCAGCAUUCGACAGAAAUCAAAAUCUUCCCCAGCAGCAGAUACUUGACAACCCACAUAUCCAACUCGUAAGUAGCACCACACCACAACGGAUUCGCCAUAUUAUUACCAAUGUAUCUGAAACCUUCCAUAAUGACUUUCAUGUUGGAUACUUAUGUGAACCGGUUAGCAUGCUCUGCCGGUCUUUUGUGGAACCUGUCUGUGGACAUAUCAAAUGCCACGAGCAAAACCCACCAUGUAGGACGAUAAUGCAUCAUGGACGACAAUAUAAUCCACCAUGGGCGACAAGAACCCAUCGUGCCCAAUCACAGCUCACUAUGCUCAACCCGCGCCCACCAUGGCCAAGCUCCACACACCCUGGCCAACCCGCGCCCACCAUGGCCAAGCUCCACACACCCUGGCCAACCCGCGCCCACCAUGGCCAACCGGCGCGCAUCUAA
Molecule: messenger RNA, 762 nt
Organism: Adineta ricciae
Lineage: Eukaryota; Metazoa; Rotifera; Eurotatoria; Adinetida; Adinetidae
Source: the annotation of a GenBank genome assembly